AUGGCUGCGACUGAUCCUACCAAAAUGGCAGAGGAUGGACAAGUCCCACUUUAUGAUAAGACAUGGGACCACCACGUUAAUGCUCAGUGGAGUAGUCGCUUCGAGCAGCGUGAACCGCCCACCGAGGACGAAAUCCUCCAGAAAUCAGUCAAAGGGCAGGCCAUCUGUGAUCUCAUGGCCAGUCAACCGCUGGGGGUGAAGACUAACCUGUUUGAAGAUUUGCCGGAUGAACCCUCCAAAGUCAACAUGACCUCCCCAGCGGAAGUUUGGAAGAUGUUCUUCGAUGGUGUGUCUCGCGUCGGCACGAGCGGAUCUAUUGUUGUAGGAGUGGGGGUGGUCCUCACUUCCCCGCAUAACCACGUAUUACCCCGAGCCUUUUCUUUAAUAGAGCCCUGUACCAACAAUGUAACUGAGUAUAAUGCGCUACUCAUUGGGCUCGAGCUGGCAAGAGAGUUAGAAAUAAAGCAUCUCGAGGCUUACGGUGACUCUCAGCUUAUCGUUAGGCAGAUGAUGGAAGAAUACGAGGUUAGGAAUGACGAUCUAAUCCCGCUUCAUAAAGCGGCUACGAAACUAGUUGAGUCAUUCAAAAACUUCUAUAUUGAGCAUGUGCUUUGUUCUAAGAACACGCAUGCGGACGCCCUCGCAUCCUUAUCGACUAACUUGGCUCAACCGUUAGAGACGACUCAAUGUGUCACUAUAGCGAGUCGACGACUCUUUCGACCAGAGGAUGUUCUAGAAGCGAACGCUACUCAUCAGGCUCCUGACCAACUUGACCCGAAAGACUAA
Asparagus officinalis (garden asparagus) is the source of this 786-nucleotide messenger RNA. RefSeq lists its product as uncharacterized. The transcript is spliced from 2 exons. The coding region runs from base 1 to 786 and encodes 261 amino acids. NCBI's taxonomy places the organism in Eukaryota, Viridiplantae, Streptophyta, Magnoliopsida, Asparagales, Asparagaceae. The record is from RefSeq and is a predicted model, not a curated record. Gene Ontology annotation, molecular function: nucleic acid binding; RNA-DNA hybrid ribonuclease activity.